CUCUUUCGAGAGUUGUGGCUCACACUUUGUUGUCAAGAAUUAUACUGCGAGCCAUGCAUAGAACUGCAAGUUUCCUUUUGUUUCCUUGUUACAGGAAGGGUUGGUCAAAAACUUCGGUUAUUCCUACAAGGGCACCUACUGUAACUUGCGUAAUAGAAGACGAUACACUAACCGAUCAUUCUGAAGAACUUCGGUUAUCCCAUAAGCUCUUUCGAGAGUUGUGGUUCAUGACCG
Messenger RNA from Dentiscutata heterogama, 234 nucleotides. NCBI's taxonomy places the organism in Eukaryota, Fungi, Glomeromycota, Glomeromycetes, Diversisporales, Gigasporaceae. The record is from the annotation of a GenBank genome assembly.